UCGUUCAUGACGUGAAGUGGCGUCGGUUGGAGGCAUCAGAACGUCACUCGCCACCGAGAGUCCGCGCGGGAUACCCUCAACUUAUGUAUAACACACCCUUCGAUACACCAGGUGUCUGCUUCGCUAGAUUUCCGUCCCUCGAUCCUCCCGUGCUGAUAUAACGCGAUGGCAAACGCACAGCUUAUGCAAGAAGAGUUACAACAAAGCGUAGUCUUGUCGGAAGAGGACGCCGAGUUUGAGGAGGAAUUACCUAACGACACCGUUAUGGCGGACGACGUCCCCCUCCUCCCCGAAGGGCCUGUAGUAAAUCCAUUACCAGCAGAGGAACAUGAUGAGACCGAACUCCACAACGAUGGAGAUUCCGACGGUCAAGGUGAUAGUGAGAUCGACACAGUACUCAUAGAAGAUAUUAUGUCUCAGGACGAUGAACAAGGCGAGCUCGAGCGUGUACCAGAUGAUGGGGACGACGGCGGCCCGGACGAGGAGGAGCCGAAUAGUGACGGUAGCGACAUCCAUGACGACGACGACGACGACGUAUUUGAUGUUGAUGCAGAGGGCGAGGAGGAAGCUGAAGAUGAUGCUGCCCCCCCUCAACUCGAUCCGACCGCAGGUUCUAGUGACGAGGACGAUGAUGCAGCUGUGGGUGCAGCCGAGGACGAUGAGGAUGAAAACGAAGGGGUCGGUGCCGUGAAGAUCAAGCCCGGCGAGACCGACAACGAAGACAGCGAAAGCGACGACGAUAUCAGUUCAGCCUCAAGCUCCAGUGAUCACGAAUCGGCAGCGGAAUGGGAAGAGGUCGUAGAUAAUGACGAAGACGAGGACUCUGAUGCGGUCGAUCCCAAUAACUGCAUAUUCUGUAAGAAAGACGAGGAGCACGAUCCAGGGGAGGAAUUCGAGGCUUAUCUCGCUUGUAAGGGGUGUGGUGAACACGCCCACCAGCAAUGCGCGCGCGAACAUCAAGCUCUCGUCGAAGGAAGUGGUCCGUCAAACUGGAAGUGUCCAGAAUGUGCUGGCGAUGAUGCGGGAUCCGACUCGGGUGCGGAGGACGCAGAAGGCGAUCACAACAUGAAAGUAGUGUUAAGUGAUGUUGUCGACGAUAGCGACUUGUCGCCAACGUCUCCCAGUCGGGCGUCCGCCCCAAAACUUGCCAGGGACCUCCUCCCCCCUCAACGUGGCGUGAAUAAGCCCGACGCUCACUCCGUCUUCAACCAACUUGUUCUCGACGAAGAUCCCAUGGAUGGCUCGCGGGUUUUGAGGAAGAGGAAGACAUCUUCAGUAGAGGCCGACGACGAGGUGAUGUCACUAAGAAAACGGAGGAGAAACAUAACGGACGAGUCUGUCCAAGACGAGUCCGUCCAAGACGAAGUCGCCCCCGAGAAAGCGAGCACGGUCGAAACCCCGAUUCGGCCACGGUCAGUACGCUCGUUGAGGCUUAAGGUGCCAAGCCAAACCUCCUCGUGUACCAUCGUCAAGAAGUCCCGCUCCAGUUUGAUAGUCAAAAUGCGAGUAGACAGCGCGGAUCUUCGCCUAAGGCUUUCACAGAAACCCAGACCGCAAAAAAAGCGAACCGGCAGAGCUACUACAUCCCGAUCGUCACGGAACGCAAGGUCGGCGCGUACCGCGGCCGCUGCAGAACCGACUCCCACCAUGGCACCAUUCUUCCCCUCUAGCUACUCCCAGCCUUUCUAUUCGUUCUUUGACAAGGAAACGGAUGAGCUAAAGGGGAAACCUUACGGUGGCAUUUUAACCGAGGAGCAGGCCGAUACGACGAAGACACUGCCAACAAAAGAUGACCGGCGCCGGUUUGACGAAGCCAAGCAGAAGGCCGAAGAAGAAUGGAGGAAUAGGUUGCUGGCGAUGCAAGCCGUAGCUGAGGUGCCGGUGAAGAAGUCCAAGAAAACCUCGGGUCCGGCGAGUCAAAUCGAAUGCAUCGAAUUCGGAGGUUGGGAGAUAGAUACGUGGUACGCAGCACCGUAUCCCGAAGAGUACAGUCGCAAUCGGGUCCUCUACAUCUGCGAGUUCUGCUUGAAGUACAUGAAUUCCGACUACGUCGCGUGGCGGCACAAGCUCAAGUGCCCCGCGAAACACCCUCCAGGCGACGAGAUAUACCGGCACGGCUCGAUCUCAUUCUUUGAGGUUGACGGCCGAAAGAAUCCGGUCUAUUGCCAAAACCUCUGCCUGCUGGCCAAGCUUUUCCUCGGCUCCAAAACGCUCUACUACGACGUUGAGCCAUUCUUGUUCUACGUGCUCUGCGAGUACGACGACCUCGGCUAUCAUUUUGUCGGUUACUUUUCCAAGGAAAAGCGCGCCAGCAGCCAGAAUAACGUGAGCUGCAUUCUCACGUUGCCUAUACACCAACGGAAAGGAUACGGCCAUCUGCUCAUAGACUUUUCCUACCUCCUAACCAAAGUGGAGGAAAAGACGGGAUCCCCCGAGAAGCCGCUCUCCGACAUGGGUCUCGUAUCGUAUCGUAACUACUGGAGGUUGGUCAUCUGCAAGUAUCUCAUGGAGCAUAUGCCCAAAGAUAAGUUUCAGAAGGGCAUGAGUAUCCGGCAGAUAUCCGACGACACGGGGAUGACGCCCGACGAUGUCAUCUCCGCCCUCGAAGCACUUCGAUUUCUUGUACGGGAUCCUGUCACCCACGUCUACGCGUUUCGCGUAGAUCUAGCCUACUGCCACAAAGAAGUCGCCAAAUGGGAAGCGAAGAAGUACGUCAAGCUGAUUCCGCGGAAUCUCACUUGGACGCCGUACGUUAUGGGUCGUAGCAACGCUACGAACUUUGAGCUUGGCCCCGCCCUGAAUACCAUCGCACCUCGCGAGGAGGAUGAAGAUUCCAAGGCGGUUCAAACGCUCGCAGAGAGCGGUAUCGCCACCGGCGAUUUCGCUAUUGCUCCGAUGUUCAAUCAUAAGCCUCCUGAAGUAACCGAUUCAUCCGUCCUCGAAUCGACAGAGCCGAACGAUGAUGCCCUCGAGACGAAGGAGAACAUCCAGAUUAACGGUGUUGACAAGGACAGUGUAAAAGUUCCCGGCGGUCGACAGGAGGAUCCAAACGUAUCGACCGGUACCGGCGCGAGCGCCCUAACGGAUGACGAGCAUGGAUGGCAGAAAACGUACGAAACGAUUCCCGUCAGUAGAUUUCAAGUCUUCCCUCCAAUUAACAACAGACGGACCGCCCUGUCGCGCAUACACUCGACGCUCCCCAGGCCGCCGCCGCCGCCACGUCUCCCUCCUCCCAGUGUACGGCGGGCCGCGCGGCCCAAACCCCGGCGCUCGACCGGCGGUUCUAGCGUCCGCAAGUCAGCCCAGAAGGCCAGCUCCGGUAAGCGUAAGCCCGGCGGUACCGGCAGGGGCCCGGGCCGAUGGCCGAAAGGCACCAAGAAGAGUGAUUACGGCAACGCAGAUAGUGGACCCGGCCUGCCGCCGGCGUGGAUCGAGCGAGAGAAGCAGCGGCAGGCCGCACUGGCGGCGGCAAAGACAGCGGACGCAGACCAGGACGCGGGGGCCCAGGCUACGGGAGACGACGAGACCCAGGACACGGUCCGGGUGCAGGUCGCGGUGGCCCAAGGUCUGCCGAAGGGCAAGCCGUCCGUCGGCUCCCCCGAGAUAGAAGUCACAGUCGGCGUGGCGGUCGCAACCAGAACUGAGGCCGAUAACGACGUCCAGACGCAGGAAGGCGACGCCGGAGAAGGCGACGACGAGCAGGACCAUAUGCAGGAGCAGGACGUCGCCAUGACAGACGCCGGCGCCGCAGAGGAAGUGGGUGUUGACGUACAGGUCGAGCUGGCGUAAACAUAGAAACACGGCACGUCGUGGAUCGCGGUCUGCGGCUGGGCUCGGGCAUGGCGUGAUGCUCAUUUUCGAAGAAACCUAUAACUUAAAUUAUUCCCAUCUGGUUCUUGUUUUUCUCCCAAAGGCGAUAUCACACCUAAACAGACGGACGCCAGUA
Molecule: messenger RNA, 3946 nt
Organism: Durotheca rogersii
Lineage: Eukaryota; Fungi; Ascomycota; Sordariomycetes; Xylariales; Xylariaceae
Exons: 3
Coding region: 166-3789 (1207 amino acids)
Biological process (GO): regulation of DNA-templated transcription
Molecular function (GO): histone acetyltransferase activity
Source: RefSeq, a predicted model, not a curated record